Lachancea meyersii CBS 8951 is the source of this 1542-nucleotide messenger RNA. Lineage: Eukaryota; Fungi; Ascomycota; Saccharomycetes; Saccharomycetales; Saccharomycetaceae. The record is from the annotation of a GenBank genome assembly.
AUGGCCUCUCUGCUUCCUCGCUUAGCAUCUCCAUCCCCACCUCCAUACGAAGACGAACCACCACUCACUGACAUCCUUUCCAGCUUUAAAAAUCGAUCUCCACCAACCUUGACCCGCACUUUGCUGAACAUGACCCAACACAAGCAGGCAGCUGCUGCAAGCUCGCCCCCGCUCGAUAUAAAGAUCCAGGAUCUCAAGAACCGCGCUACUGUGCUCAAACACACCUCGCCUGCAAUUCCAAACAUUCGAUACAACCCGUUCAAUCGCCAGGAAAGCCCGUGUGUGACUGUACACGAAUCCAAACAAUUGCACGUCUCGCUUGUCCUCGACAAUGACUCCAUAUUUCUUCACAAGCUGGACACCGAGUCUCUCCUGGGUCAGACAAUUGAAGACGAUAGCACUCUCGAACAAAACCAGCCCUACAGUGGCAUUUUCUCUGGUACAUUGAAAAUUACUGUCAAAGGCCCCGAUGCAUUGCCGCUCAGAAACGUUCAAGUGCGUCUCAGUGGGUACUCUUGCGAGUACGCGUACGAAAACACCACUAAUAUCGUCAAGCUUGUCAAUGCGAGGGGCUCCGAUAUGUGUAGGUCAUACAAGGUUCCCUUCAUACAGGACGUCGUAAAGUUCAACACACAGCAGCAAAAGGAUUGCGAUUUAGAGUUGCUACCUCCAGGCUCUUACGAAUACCAAUUCAAAUUUCUAAUCGACUCAGAAAACUUUCCAGGGUCUGUAAAAACUCACAGAGGCUCCACCAUGUACCGGAUAGAAUCUUUUGUCACAAUACCCAAACCCAAAAGUAAGUUCGAAACUGUUUUUUUGACCUCAACUGUUUCGCUGAAAAAGACCUUUCCGCACGACCAGUACGGUCUCUUGCAGGGCAAUACUGCCUUUGGAGUUUGGAGGAAUGGAUUGGUCGACUAUGAUCUGUCGUUAAACUCGCGAAUUCUGGAGUUCGACAAGCCUUUCCAAUUGUCAAUGAGUUUGCAUCGGAAGCCAGACCGUUGUAAAAUCAAAUUCGUGCGCGUCAGUCUAGAACAAACAUUGACCCUUCCGUGUUUCGAUCAAAAAAGCAGCAUGACAUCAUGCAAAAACCAUCAAGAAACGAUAUCGUCACAUUUGGACGAGCUUGAAGAUUUUGACAAAGAUGAAACAUCCUACAGUUUGACCUUGAGCAACUUGAAAAUAAAGUCUUGUUCAAGGUCCUUACUAUGCAAUGAUUCCCUGUUCCCCUCGUAUGUAGAAACUGGAUCAUGUUUGCUAGGAUCAGCAGAAACCACUACCAAGCUAAAAAUUUCGCACGAAGUAAAGGUCGCUAUAGGCGUGCAUGUUAAGGGUUCAGAAGGCUGGAGCAAUGCAGAAGGUGUUCAAAUCCUGCUGAAGAUCCCAUUUGUUUUAGUUGAUCAGAAGUUAAGCUUGUCUACUCAACUGCCGAAAUAUGAGCCUAAAUCUCAAAACUCUAUUUCUCUAGGCAUCGAAAGAUAUCAGAGCGACUUAAACAUACCGACACCACCAGAAUACAAAAGAAUUGAAGACGAAGAAUGA